AUGCGCUUCAUCUCCUUCGCCACCGUCUGUGCCAUUGGCAUGUCCCCGAUUCUCGCAGCUCCUGCCUUGAGUAGCUUCCUUGCCAUGCCGGGAGUUGGUGGUAAUCCUGCUAUCCCUGUAACGCCAGCCGACUCUGUCACCCCUGAUGUGACUAGGUAUUUCAGUACCACUCCCCCCAAGUACUGGACAAGUGGCAACCAAUUGUCGUCUACCUCAACCACGACGGUGAGUGAACCAGGCACUACUACUAGCAAGGAAACAUCCACCUCUGCCGGCGCCAGCGGAACGACGAGCAAGACCACCACCCAUACCAACACUUAUUCUUCAGCCAGCCAGCCAACUGACCCGGGUGCUAGUAACCUCUAUACCGCGACGACUCCAACCAGUACUACUACUGAACACCAAAAGCCAACCAAGUGCCUCACCCAGGACCACCCCAGCCUCGUCUACCCCACAGACCACCAGCACUGA
This is a messenger RNA of Linderina pennispora, 471 nucleotides long. RefSeq lists its product as uncharacterized. The record is from RefSeq and is a predicted model, not a curated record. The transcript has a single exon. NCBI's taxonomy places the organism in Eukaryota, Fungi, Kickxellomycota, Kickxellomycetes, Kickxellales, Kickxellaceae. Bases 1 to 471 code for a protein of 156 amino acids.